GCCAGCGCGAUUCUGACAAAGGCAUUGGACUUUAAUUCAUUCACAAAAGAGACUCGAGGGGCGACCAAAUGGCAUAAAAAUUAUUACGCGGAAAUACAAAUACUUAAGUAUUAUAAUCGUGAAGAUUUUCAGAACAUUUUCGCAAUAUUGUUCUACGACGAGUUUUGUAAUUGAGAUACUUGAGUGUUAAGUUUCAGUUUUUCACGAAGUGGAAGCCAUCGAAACACGUUACAGUUCCUUCAUUGUUGCUGUGUGAUAUUACACUUAAAAGUUUUAAGAGCAGUUCCUAUAAGGCAGUAAUGGCUGUCAAGGGGCUGGUAACAGCAAUUGUUCAAUUCUUAACCCAACAAUUAGAGGAAGGUGAUAUCACAGCAGAUUCUAGAGAAAGCCUUGAAGUGGCAAUACAGUGUUUAGAGAGUGCUUAUAAUAUACAAGCAUCUGAUAAUCCAACAAAUAUUAACUUAUAUGAAAUAUAUAAGUCUUCUAUCGAAAAUGCAAAGCCCAAUUUAGCUCCUGAAGCCACUCCAGAAGCAAAAGCUGAAGCUGAAAGAUUGAAAAAUGAAGGAAAUACUCUUAUGAAAGCUGAGAAACAUCACGAAGCUCUUGCUAAUUAUACAAAAGCAAUUCAAUUAGAUGGUCGUAACGCAGUUUAUUAUUGUAACCGUGCUGCAGCAUAUAAUAAAAUUGGCAAUUACCAACAAGCCAUUAAAGAUUGUCAUACUGCUUUGUCUAUUGAUCCUUCAUAUAGUAAAGCAUAUGGACGAUUAGGUUUGGCAUAUUCUCAUCUUCAAAAACAUAAAGAAGCUAAGGAGAGUUACCAGAAAGCUUUGGAGAUGGAACCUGAUAAUGAAAGUUAUAAAAAUAAUUUACAACUAGCAGAAGAAAAAUUAUCUCAAUCGAACAUGAACAAUAUGGGAUUAAGUGGAGGUACAUUGCCUGGCAUGGAUCUUAGUUCACUUUUGAGUAAUCCUGCUCUUAUGAACAUGGCUCGUCAAAUGUUAUCUAAUCCAGCACUUCAAAACAUGGUGAGCAAUUUCAUGACUGGGCAGGUAGAACAAGGAGGACAUAUGGACGCUCUAAUAGAGGCUGGUCAACAAUUUGCACGACAGUUACAAAACGCGAAUCCCGAGUUAAUUGAAUCUUUAAGACGACAAAUGGGAGGGAAUCCAAAUGAUCCAGAUCCACCACAACAAAAUUAAAACAACUGUGAUUAUGAUAUAUUUUAAAAAUUCUACACAAAAUGGAAAUAAUUAAAUUGAAUUGAAACACAUACAUAAGUACAGAACAAUGUGUAUCAUUUUUUAAUAUGAAAAUGUGAAAAAUUAUGAGAUUAACUUAUAUUAUCUCUAUCGUAAAAUAAUAUUCAUAUACCAUAUAUACAUAUAUAUAUUAUGCAAAUUUUCUUAUGACUUAACUAUUAAAUAAGACAUGAUAAUUUGUCUUUUGGAUGUGUGCUCAUAAUGUUUGAUAUGUGAAGAUUAGAUAAUAAAUGUCAAAAUAUAGUAAAUAUUUUGCGAAUGAGAUAGAUAUUUGAACUAUGUUGUUUUUUAUGUCUUGUAAUAUUGCUUCAAAUCUAUUUCUAUACAUAGUAAAAUACAUUUUUGUAAAAAUAAUUUUUGCUUGAUAGAUUACUACAUAUCAAAAAUUAAGAAGAAAUAUUUUUUACUUAUGGUAAUUGUAUUGUUUUUAAAUUGGUUUUGAAAAUAUUUAAAAACCUGAAACAUUUUUAAAAAAACUAUAAUGUCUUUACAAUAAAAAAAAUGUACAUAAUUAAACGCAUUCUGAAUAUAUAACAAAUCAUGUUAUUAAAUAUUUUCAAUAUAUAUCACUUUAAUCAUUUCGCAAUUGAUAUCACAUAUAAUGUAGAAUAGGCAUAGAAUAAUUAUUAUGAAAUAAAAAGAUACAUUUUUAAUCCAAUAA
Messenger RNA from Frieseomelitta varia, 1920 nucleotides. Its product is annotated as small glutamine-rich tetratricopeptide repeat-containing protein alpha-like. Gene Ontology annotation, cellular component: TRC complex; membrane. The record is from RefSeq and is a predicted model, not a curated record. Gene Ontology annotation, biological process: post-translational protein targeting to endoplasmic reticulum membrane. The transcript has 4 exons. Lineage: Eukaryota; Metazoa; Arthropoda; Insecta; Hymenoptera; Apidae. Gene Ontology annotation, molecular function: molecular adaptor activity; protein binding. The coding region runs from base 300 to 1199 and encodes 299 amino acids.